Molecule: messenger RNA, 1288 nt
Organism: Procambarus clarkii (red swamp crayfish)
Lineage: Eukaryota; Metazoa; Arthropoda; Malacostraca; Decapoda; Cambaridae
Product: probable cytochrome P450 49a1
Molecular function (GO): monooxygenase activity; heme binding; oxidoreductase activity, acting on paired donors, with incorporation or reduction of molecular oxygen
Source: RefSeq, a predicted model, not a curated record
UUCGUGUUAAGAACAAGGCUAAAUUUUUUAAAACCUCUGGAACAGGCAUCAUUACCGAGCAGGGUGAGGACUGGUGGCGGGUGAGGAGGCUAGUGCAGGUGCACUCCAUGAGGCCCAAGAACGUGGCUUACUACCUGCCACAGGUCGACCACGUGGCCCAGGAGUUCGUCGCCAGGUCAGCCGGUCAACGGGACCACAAGAAUGAGCUUCCUGGUGAUUAUGUUGAAGAGUUGUUAAAAUGGGCUUUGGAAUCCUUGGGUCUCGUGGCCCUCAACAAGCGGAUAGGGUGCUUAGAGAACAGUGAGGAGGGACAGAAGAUCAUCCAGUCAUCCAUCAGCAUGUUGGAAGCCACAGGGGAUUGUGAGUUCGGCCUCCACCUGUGGAAGUACUUCCCCACAGCGCCGCUAAGACGCAUGUGGAAAGCCCACGACAAUCUCCUCGAUGUGAUCUUAGAGAAGGUUGGCCAGGCUAAACAGGACCUGGAAGCCCGUGACCCCGAGGACUCGGGCGAGCUGAACAUCUUGGAGUCUCUCCUCACCACUCCGGGUCUCUCGCUCGAGGACGUUAUCACCUUCAUGGUCGACCUCUUCUUCGCUGGGAUUGACUCGACAUCGAUGACGUCGGUGUUUACCUUGUACAACCUGGCCCGACACCCAGACAAGCAGGCCAGACUACAGCAGGAGCUGGACCAGGUACUGGGAGACGGGAGCCAGACUCUCACCACCCAUCAUAUCGCCAAACUCACUUACACCAAAGCCUGUGUGAGGGAGGCACUAAGGCUGCGGCCAAUAACGCCAAUUGUGUCCCGUCAGAUCGACAAACCCGUAACACUUCAGGGCUAUAGAGUUAAUGCUGGGACUCACAUAUACGUCAGCAUUGAAGAGUCCAGCAUGAGGGAGGAAUACUUCCCUCGGGCGACAGAGUUCAUACCAGAGCGCUGGCUGAGAGACAAUCCGGACCGUCCCACUAACCAUUUCGCCUCCAUCCCCUUCUCCGUGGGCACCCGCAUGUGUGUGGGCCGGAGGCUGGCCGAACAGGAGAUCUACGUGCUACUCGCCAGGAUGUUCUCGAAGUAUAACUUGGAGUACAAGUACGAUGUGUGGGACCCAGUGUUCAGGGUGCUCUACAAGCCCGACAAGCCACAGACCUUUACCAUGACCGAGCGAUGAGGAGCUUUGAUCCUCUCUCUAGAUCAUGUAUUUUUGCUGAAAUAGGUUGAUAGUAGUUCCCUCAAGAAUGUAUUCUAUUACUCAACUAAAUAAAAAAUGUGGUAUAUCUAUAUUAAAAA